This is a messenger RNA of Durusdinium trenchii, 1642 nucleotides long. The record is from the annotation of a GenBank genome assembly. NCBI's taxonomy places the organism in Eukaryota, Dinophyceae, Suessiales, Symbiodiniaceae.
GUUUUCACAGCUCGACGUGGACCGUUUCACCAGGCCGAGACCCAGCGCCCCCAGCGAUGGAUUUUGGCUCCGAGACCGUCAUGGUGCCAAAGCGGCUCCUCAGUGAGAUCCUGGAAGAUGGAAUUUGCCCCUUGCACUUGCGCAUUCAGAUCCAACGGUUCUUGCUCGACGACACGGGAGGGACGGAUGAAGAGCGACGGGAAACGGGAGAUGGUGGGCGCUUCUCCUCUCGAACUCUGCGACUCCAACGAGCGGCAGCCGCACUAGAGGCGGAGGAGAGGAUUGUGGAGAGCGAAGGCCUCGCAUGGGAGCCAGGUGCAGCGCCCACCGUGGACGCCGCGCCGGCGCCCGACGCACCGGCGGUGGUCGACGCGCCAGCAGACGCGGACGCCGCAGUUGCGGGGGCGCCGGCGGUCGACGCCGCGGUCGACGCCGCGGUCGACGCCGCGGUCGACACGCCAGUCGACACGCCAGUCGACACGGUGACGGCGGUCGACGCGGCGGUCGACACGCCGGUCGACACGCCGGUGGACGUGGCGGUCGACAUGGAGGUGGCAGAGGAGAUGGCGACGGCCACGAACUCGGUGGCCUCGGCAGCCGAUCUGUCGGAGAUCGAGGGCCUCGCCGAAGCGCGGCACUGGGACCACCAGGAACGCCUGCAAAAGCAGAAGCUGCAGCUGCACAAGACCACUGAGCUGAUGGCACUCCAAGCGCCGAACCUGGUGCUGGUGGUGUGCGGCUUACCACUCCCUGAGGUCUUGGCCCUUCGCGCGGUGAACAGCUCCGCGCUGCAGUGGGCCAUGGACGGCGCCAUCGCCCACCUGGGCGAGGUUUGCCAGGCACAUCAGCGGAUCCGCACGCGCUUGUGGAUCCAACGGCUGGAGGAGAUCAACCGCAACACGGCGGAUGAGAGCACCUACGACUCGAAGGUGCGACGAUUGGCCGAUGACGCGCUCCGUCGAAGGAUGGAGGCAGAGAUGGCGGACGCACGGCAGGACAUGGAGAACCGGAUUCGCGACUUUCACGUCGAGGUGGAUCGAAGAAUGGAACAACAAGCAGUUCGAGUGCAUGCCAUCGUUGAGGAGCGCGUGAAGCAACAGCUCGACGCCAUCCUCGCGGCAGAGAUGGAGAAGGUCCGCGUGUUGGUCGAAGAGCGCGUACAGGGCCGAGUACGGCAGGUGUGUGGCGGGAGAGCAAAGGAGCGGUGUGUGACGGGCAGGAAGAGCGGCCCGUGCAUUCCGACCAACGUGUAUUUGCGCGUCCUCACGAAGCUUUUUUUGGGCGAUAGCCAGAGUUUGCCUCAUAUCCUUGGAAACGUUGUUGCUGAUCAUGUUGCGAAGAGCCCCAAAGCAGGCUUUGUAUAGUUCAACCAAGUCUUUGCGCGUACAGACAAUGUGACUGAUGCAGCCCAAAAUGAUUUCCGAUCCCCUUACGAGUUCCUGGAUGAUUUUUGUUACAGCUCUGACAAUGAUCGGGUUGAUUUAGAUUCCUGGGUUCCUUCGUCACUAUAUCAAGAUACACUGCAUUUGGCAUCAUUUGGCGGCCAAAGUAUGAAGGAAGAAAGGUGAUCCAAGAAUAUCAUGGGCAGAAUUGGUGCUUUCUUACUACAACUGCAGGGGAGCAUCUUCCCAUCCCCACCAAG